AUGGCGUCUGCCAAUGCUACUGCGGAGGCUCAGGCAGCUGCGGAAGCAGCUUUGAAUGCUGGGUUGAAGGAAAUUUUGGAUAAAAUCUUGUCCCCUGGUAUUCCAGGGGUGGCCUUAGAUGGCUGGUGGGUUGGGAUUAUCUGUGUCUUGACCUACAAAUAUUUUCGAAAUUUCCCGCGGGACAGACUCGCAAUGAAAGCUCUGGUUGCCUGGAUAUUUGUACUGCAAAUUUUUAGUUUCGGCAUCCUGAUCAGCAUGGUUAACUAUUACUUUGUGACAUCUUAUGGCCAGCCCAUUCGCAUGGCUGUGUCUAUAUGGGAAUGGUCUCUUUAUAUUGGUCUAUUGGCCAUCGUCGCAUUCAGUGUCCAGAUGUUCUAUGCCCAUCGCAUCUUCACCUUAAGUGGAAACGGGUACGUUCUUGGUGGAUUGGUUGUCACUUUGGCAUUCACCGCAUUUGGAUUUGGUCUGGCAUCGAUGAGUACUAUCUUCAAGAUUCGUGCAUUCUCGGGCCUAGAAGACCACACUUGGCUGGUCGUCAUUUGGCUGUCGAUAUCAACUGCCUGCGAUAUUUUGAUCUCCACUCUGCAAGUGUUUUAUUUGUUCCGUCGGAAGUCACGAAAUGGACUUGCUAGAACAAACCGGAUGAUAAAAGUACUCAUCAUGUACAUUUUGAGCACGGGCCUGCUAACUAGUGUCGUUCUCGUUGUUCAACUUGUGACCUUCGCUAUUAUGGGAUAUAAUUACAUUGACUUUUUCUUGGGUUAUCAAACAACUGCCAUUCGCUCGCUGUGUCUGUUAGCAAAUCUGGGGGCUCGACAUACUAUUCGCAAAAUGGACAACUCUAAUACCGAAUUUAGGCUGCCCAUUACCGAGACAGGACGGGUGAUAACCCCCAUUGUAUUCAGCCCAGAAAAGGUGACCAAAACAGGCGGUGUGGUCACUGUUUCAGUCUCCAACACCAACACCAGUGGAACCACGGACAUUGAAUUGUCCAGCUCCAGUGUCAACCCCAGCGGCACCGAAAGCUCCAGUGGAGCAUCCAGAAACGCAUCCUCAUAG
Messenger RNA from Psilocybe cubensis, 1059 nucleotides. RefSeq lists its product as uncharacterized. The coding region runs from base 1 to 1059 and encodes 352 amino acids. The transcript has 17 exons. Lineage: Eukaryota; Fungi; Basidiomycota; Agaricomycetes; Agaricales; Agrocybaceae. The record is from RefSeq and is a predicted model, not a curated record.